GGAUGUAUGAUGCCGUGUAUAAGAAUCUGGUGCAGUUGUCUUUUUUUGUCUGUUAUGAUUCUUUGGACAUGCAUAGUUUGCCAACUGUAAGAAGCCACCCGUGGUAUUGGGUGACGAAGUAGGUCAGCCAGUCAAAAGCAUUGCAUUUGGUUGUGUGUGUAUUGGGUCUCACUGCAAGAAUCUCCACUGUCAUGGUUGGAUUGAAGAGAUUCUGUUUCAGGUUACGAUUGGGAAGGAAUUACGGAAUGUAAAGAUUGUAUCCGGUUAGAGUAACAUGAGUUGAUAUGGAAUUGGUGAUGGAGCAACUAGUUAGAUCAGCGCUGAUGUCACUAUAACCGGAUGUCGGAGACAGACGGAGCCGGUUUAACAGUUACACCACGCUGUUCUUGUCUUCAUCUUUCUCUCCCUCACUCCUUUUGUAUGCACGCCUUCGUGUUCCUGUUUAGUGUGGGUUGAUUUCUGGUUAGGGUUUGGCUGUUCUUUGUCUGUGAUUGCUGCUUCUCGAUGCCCGACCUGUUGUCGACUUUCACUCCUCUUUUGGGACGUGACUUGCUGUUUCUUGGGAGGAUUUCACCAGGCCUCAGUUGCCUGCAUUUUCUGGCGUCCUCUUACUUAGUUCGCCUUCCCAGAGAAGACCAAUAUGGGGACCAGAAACCGCAUGCUGGCACUCAACUCGCGCGCUGGGGCUCAGAAUGGUCGUCAUAGUCCAUAUGGCCAGGUUAGAUCAUCGAUGGGAGGGUCAGCAGGUAUGGGCGGAGGACCAAUGCCAGCAAUACUGGAGCAAAAAAUACAAUCUCAGCACAUGGAGAUACAGAGUCUCCUUUCAGAGAAUCAACGUCUUGCAGCGACUCAUGUUGCUCUUCGGCAGGAACUAGCCUCUGCACAACAGGAAAUGGCACGUUUAACUGCGAUGCUUACAGGUGUACAAUCAGAGAAGGAAGCCCAGAUAAGGUCCCUUAUUGAGAAGUCGGCAAAACUAGAAUCGGAACUGCGAUCUACUGAGAAUGUGAGGCAAGACCUUGUUCAAGCCCGAGCAGAUUGUCAAAAGCUGCAUCUACACUCACAAGAUCUGACACAGCAGGUGCGGACAACAACACAGGAACUGCAGCGAGCCCGUACAGAUGUACAACAGAUUCCCAUUUUGCGUGGAGAGAUGGACAACAUUCGAGCAGAGUUACAGCGGGCCAGAACUGCGUUUGAAUUAGAGAAGAAAGUGAAUGCUGAGCAGAUGGAGCACAGGCAAGCCAUGGAACAGAAUCUGUCUGCUAUGGCCAGGGAUUUGGAGAAGCUGCGGACAGAGGCUGUCAAUGCUGAGAAGAGAGCCCGUGCAAAUUCAGGUAAUAUUGUGUACAAUGGAAGUUACAACGGCACGGAUGCUGCGUAUGGUAUAGUGUCACAUUAUGCAGAUGGUUACGGCAUACAUUCUCAGAAGCAAAACUUGGUGAAAAAUUCAAGGAGUGCCUUACAUGAAGGUGGCCCAGCAGCCAAUGGUCUUCAACCUUCUUCCAUCACGCUGGAGAGUGAUUUCGGAAAAUCUAUAGCAGAAGCUGUAAAGAUAACAGCAGCGCAAGCUGUAAACAAUGUUUAUCUUGGUUCUACGGGAGCUCAGGAUCCUUACAGAACAGCUGGUGGGGUAAGACAUACAGCGGAGGAGUGGGCCACGCAUGAAGCACCAAACGGCAAACCCUUCUAUCACAAUCUUCUUACAGGAGCUACGCAGUGGGAAAAACCAGCUGCCUUGGAAAUCCAAAACCAUUCUCAGGUCACGAAUGCGCAAGCACUGCAGACGGCCGCCAACCAUAUACUUGCAAGUCACGCCUUCAGUUCUCUUAUGAAUGGACAAGUUCAGCGAAGUUCUAUCACACCUCAGGUACUGCAGCAGCAGCCAACUGGAGGAAGUCUGAUUUCACAGCACCAAACCAUAACUCAACUAGGUACAAAUGGAGCUCAAAUACCACAAGGGCUAGCGGUUGGGCAGCACCCUGCAGGUUAUGCUGGGGUCCAAGUACAGCAACCAGGUACAUAUGCAUAUCCGAAUGCACAAAUGCAAACGCAACAACCUAAUUCCUAUCUUCAACAUCCUGGAGUGGCUCAAACCCAAGCAGGACUGGUUCAUCAAGCUAUGGCACCAGCAGGAGUUCAGAUACAGACACCAGUUGCUGGCAAUGCAAACCCUCUUAUAUCUGCUCCUGGACAGGCUCCGCAGACAGCAACACCUACUCCUAUGCCGCACCUUGUCCAUGGUCAUCUAAGCUAUCCAGGUGGUGGAGUGCUUCCAGUUCAAGGGCCCACGCACACAGCUAACGGUAUUCAGCACCUCGUCCCAGUUGCUGUGGCACAGCAACCUGUUCUGCAAUCGCCCCAAAAUCAGCCCAACCAGGCCGGGCCUCGGCCAAGUAGUUAUCCUCCUUCAACUGCCCAACAGCAACAGCAACAACAGCAUCAACAACAGCAACAACAGCAGCAACAACAACAACAACAACAACAACAACAACAGGAGACGCAAAAUACUCAAACUUCAACACAGCCUAGUCAAGGUUCUAACAGAGCAGCUGUCCAGACGGUUCCUUCUCCAUCAAAUCAGGCCCAAUCACAAGCUCAAGGGGCAGGUGCGAAGCUUUUUGUAUUCGGUAUCCCUGAAGAUAUGGGUGACAAAAAGUUGGCAGACUUGUUCACCCCGUAUGGUACAGUUAUGUACUCAAAAGUUGGGGUGGAGAAGGAAACAGGGCGUAAUCGAACAUAUGAAAGUUCAAGUUUGAAGUAUGCUUUUCACUUUUCGAGACAGCCGCAUUUUCUUAUUCUCGAAGGUUUGUCAAGAGUACUGACUCUAAGCAGGAUAAAUCUCAAAAUUGUAGAAUGGAUGUCUCUAUCUUGAGUUCAAAAAAACUCAAGAUUUAUGGUAGUAUGAAUGCGACUGCAGGAGUCCUUCCGAUAUCCUUACUGGCAUUGGGUAAAAGUUCUAAAGCCAAGUUGGUGGCUUUCAUAAUGUCAAUUUUGAAUUGAACAGUAUGUAGUAGCUGCCAGCUCUUUCCUAUUAGAGAUCGUGGCACAAACCACAGGUUGAUUUGGCCUGUUGUAUGGUUCUGAGCUUCAGAUUAUCUUGAGGGGAUCUUCGGUCCUGCAUUACCGUAGAAUCAUCACCGUAUUCUCUAGGAAAAUUUAGAGGUUUUAGAACAUGUUCUACUUUUUAAGUGUUAACAAGUCUAUCCUGGUUGGCACAGACAUAGCUAUUAUCAAGCCUUACUCUCUCCUAUCAUGCUUUUCUUGAUCGUGACGGAAAGCCCCCACUUUACCGUGACGAAUUCGGACGGGCCGGGCCUUCUCUCGUAGAUGUAUCAGUACAGCGGUCGUUUUCUCCAACCGAUUGUCAGCAAAUUUAGCUUCAGUUUUUAGUCUGGCCUCAUGCCUUCCUUUGAAACAUUACAGUAGGGGUUUCAAUUUACUUCCACACUCUGCUUGUAUUCAUUUGAUUUGACGUGUUCAUUUUUGUGUUGAUAACCAAAUUUGCUUUAGAGUUCCUUCUUCAUUUUCAUCUUUGUAGAGCCCGUCUAUUGAAGUGGCUACAAUAUUCUCACCUGCGUUAGAAACCUUCCAUUUCCUUGCUUGAAUUUGUCAUGGUCUCGGACCAUUCCUGCUGAGCAAGCCCUUCUUCAACUUCACUGUUCAGAUUUAAGAGUCGUACUGAGAAGUCUUAAGAUUCGUAAUUUGGCAUUUGCCGCACUGUAAACUCAGGAAACUUUUAGUAAAGUUUUCUUUUCGUCAUC
This is a messenger RNA of Physcomitrium patens, 3764 nucleotides long. RefSeq lists its product as uncharacterized. NCBI's taxonomy places the organism in Eukaryota, Viridiplantae, Streptophyta, Bryopsida, Funariales, Funariaceae. Gene Ontology annotation, molecular function: protein binding; RNA binding. The record is from RefSeq and is a predicted model, not a curated record.